This is a messenger RNA of Branchiostoma belcheri (Belcher's lancelet), 2205 nucleotides long. RefSeq names its product pentatricopeptide repeat-containing protein 2, mitochondrial-like. The coding region runs from base 13 to 1119 and encodes 368 amino acids. Lineage: Eukaryota; Metazoa; Chordata; Leptocardii; Amphioxiformes; Branchiostomatidae. The record is from RefSeq and is a predicted model, not a curated record. The transcript is spliced from 11 exons. Gene Ontology annotation, cellular component: mitochondrion. Gene Ontology annotation, biological process: multicellular organism development; regulation of mRNA processing; mitochondrion organization. Gene Ontology annotation, molecular function: protein binding; RNA binding.
AAGAACUCCAAAAUGGCGGCGUCCUUGGUGCACGUUUUGCGUUUCGCUUCUCGACAAUUCAGGGUAAAUUCGUCCUUUCCCGCGGCAGUGGAAGGAAGAAGAUACUUGCUGUCCCCUGAUGUUCUCCGGUAUGACAACUACCUCAAGCAGUCCUCCAUUAUAGCAGACCAGAUGGAAGGCAGAAUAGACGUCUUCCACGGCGCCGUAGCAGACAAACUGAAGCGAGAGCUCCCCCUGGCAGAGAACGAUGUGAAGCACAUGCUGCACACCUGCAGAACUCAGGAGGACUUCAAACUGGCAGAACAGGCACUCAAAAGCUACCAUAUGCAGACCCAGCACAUCAGAAGACGACACUUCCGUUAUGGCCCUGUGCUGAUGAGAUGUUGCCAGCACCUGGGCCUGGAGGAGAAGGCUUUGGAGCUGGUUUCAGACCAGUCACUGCAGGACAUUUUCCUGGACGUGACGACUUACAGCCUCCUCAUGCACAUGCUUUUCACCAGGGGUGACUACAAAGGAGUGCUGCGGGUGUUUGAACUGAUGCACAGUCGCUCCAUCAGGGCGAAUGCUAACUCAUACAAGCUGGCCUUCGCUGCACUCUAUAAACAGAACACCCCGGAGGCUUUUGCCAGAUGUAAGGGUCUGUAUGAAGGUGUUCACCAAGAGGACCUCACAGAUGAAACGACUGGAUUCAUCAUGGCUUUAGCUCUAAAUCAGAAUGACUUUGAGUACAUGGUAUCUGUCUACAACCGAGUAAAACCAAGGGACUGUAGAUCCUGCCAGAGUCUCAAUGUACUAGCACUUGCCAGACUGGAACAGUUUGACGACAUGUUUGCAGCCUUGAAGAGCAUCUUUGAAAGAGACGUCCCCACCUUUAUUCCGAAGUGGGAGGUGUCUCAACAAACAAUGACCACCAUCAGACAGUUACUGGAGGAAAAACGGCCUGAGAUGGUCCAAGAAUUGGAGGAUGUGUACGACAGUCUGAAGGCAGGAGGCCACCUGGUGCCCCUGUCUGUGGAGGCCAUGCUGAUGGAACCCCCUCCCCCCACCACCACCCGCCGCGCCUCACCAGGACUCAGGAGGUCCUUCCAACGGUCCAGAAGAGCAAACACACAUGUAUAGACAGAUGUACAAUGUACAUGUAUGUCAAUGGCUGGGUGAUCCUUAAUAUGUAGAGAUGGCCAAUAGCACAAGUUCUUGACCAUUUGAGUAUGUAAAUGCAAGCAUAUGUUAGUAAAAUGUCCUCAGUACAGUCAAAACUGCCCACGAAAACAAAUCAGGGGGCUAAUAAAAUCUGGAAUACGUCGGCAGGUGGUCACUGUAGAUUAAUUUCUUGUGUUAAUUGUAAAAUUAUGUAAGGUAUCAAGGAAAAGUGGUCACAAUGGUCAGGUGAUCCUUAUGUGAAGGUGGUCACUUGUACAUGUUUUACUGUACAUGUGUAGAGCACUCAAGAGAGAUACAUUUUUUCUGUUGUUCUGUCUAGGAUGGGAAUACUGAGACACAUCUUUUAUGACAUCAGAACUAUUGUAAGCUUAGGGACUACCGAGUUAUUCCAACUUUCACUACAAGGAAUAGUAUCUUAAAUGUGACCUUUUUAAGGGUCCAACAUGAUGAAAAUAUUGUGACUGUUUUUGACAUAUGUCUGAAACAUUCUGGUGGGACAUCUGAGUUGUAUGUGUAUCAAAAAGGGUGUGGAAGUGUUUAAAUGAGAGCUGGCCUAUUUCAUCAUUUAAUAACAUAACUGUGAACUCAUUUUAUGUGUCUGGGACCUAAUUAAUAAAUUACAGAUUAUGUUUCUUAGAACCUUAAUGGAUCAGAAUAAUGAUGCUGUCAAAUACUGUACAUUACACAACAUUGAAAAAUUCAGAUUGUAGUAGGCGAUGUUGCUUAUAAUGUGGGUAUCAGAUACAUAUAUAACAACGUAUAACAACUGAUGUUCCCAAAGGUGUACAGUACAAAAUAUACAAUGUUUCCUCCAAGUGAAAAUAGUAAGAGCAUGGAACAAUGUGAUAUUCAUAUAUUAUCUUUCUCUUCACUUCCUAAUGAGUAAAGUAGGUUAUUUACUAGAGGUAACGUGCAAAACAAAUAUGUGAUUUUUUUAAAAUAUCAUACCAGGAAUACACGCAUCUCUUAAUCUACAUGAACAUGUAUAUUAAAAGCUCUGUAUCAUAUGUGCAGAAAGGUCUAUGACCUUUACUUUCUAUUAUU